AUGGAUCCCUUCACCACAAUUCCCGUCGAGUUGCGGUUGCAAAUAUUCUCAUCCCUUCAAUCCAAGGCCACUAUCUCGAGCCUCAUUCAGGCCUCUCCAAUUAUGCUCAAGGGAUACCUGAGAUACAAAGGUACAAUAACACGAAAUUUGCUCGAGCGCGACUUCGACGAUCAGAUGAUCCAAGAUGCCAUGGGAAUCAUUCUAUUUCCAUCGCUCAGCGAGGCUCGAAAGUCACAGUCCCUAGUCCAAGAACACUUCAAGUUUUGGGAGUCACGCACGUUUCCGAAUCCUUUGGCCACUCGCGAUGUCUUUCUCAUUGUUCAAAUCGACAAAUUGCAUAGUCUUUUAAUGGUCUUCGUCGAGGACUACAUCACAAAAGCGACCGCAGCUUUUCCGCCUCGUGAAUACAUCUGUCUCCCUCAGCUUACCCACAGCCAAAGCCAUCUCGUCUUCAAAGGAAAAGAGAUAACAAGGAGAUUUGAUUCAUGCAACCUUUCAGAAGGUGAGAGGCGACGCUUAUUGAGGGCAUUCUUACGGGUUGAGCUGAUGUCUCUGCUUCAGAAGACUCUUAGCUCCAAUAGCUAUAGUCUCAUCAAAUGGCUACGUAUCGGACUAGUCAGUGGAGUCAAAAUACGAGACCAGGAGGCGAUUCAAUGUGUCUGCGUGUAUACAUCCUCACUAUAUGGUGCCGUCUUUGCCCUUUGUGCUGAUGCCUGGCUGCCAGUAGCCGAUGCGACCCCAGAAACCGGGCUACUAUUUCCUGACAAUCUCUUUGCAGAUCCGACUCAGUAUGGACAUGACGUUGGCAUCUACGGAAGAGAAGAGCGAUCAACGAUUGAUUACAUGGCUCAGGUCGGUUUCUCUUUAAUCUUCGCGAUAAUUCGUUGUGCCAUAGCCAGACCACAAGACACCAACACUCUCAAAAGCUUCGUCAAGAAGCUGUGUAGCUUCAGAAUGAAUAGCCUUUUACAAAAUGCAUUCAGAAGAGUGAUUCCCUUAGGACGCUUCAUCCCUCCGAAUAACAUGUACUACAGUACCCUGAAUGGCGGUGAAGGUUUCCAUGAGCAAAUAUGGUUUAAAUCCCUUAUGGACAAGCUAAGCCCCCCCCCAUGGCGGUGCUCUACAGUACAAGAUAUUUCAACAGCGGGCAUGGCCAUUCUUCGACAACGACCGCCACUACGCAAAAGACACCGCUAUGUUGCCACUAUUCCCCCCUCAACAUUUCUUGGACAGAAUGGAACAAGAAAGAAUCGAUGA
This is a messenger RNA of Fusarium subglutinans, 1257 nucleotides long. RefSeq lists its product as uncharacterized. NCBI's taxonomy places the organism in Eukaryota, Fungi, Ascomycota, Sordariomycetes, Hypocreales, Nectriaceae. The transcript has a single exon. The coding region runs from base 1 to 1257 and encodes 418 amino acids. The record is from RefSeq and is a predicted model, not a curated record.